GUGCCGCCUUCAGAUGCUGAUGCUCUUUCUCUGGCUCUGUCAGUUCGGCAACAGGGCCUGGUGCCGGCAGCACAACAGUCACUCCCGUGUCUCAGAGCUGCUCGACAGCCUGCUUAGAGGCUACGACAACAGCAUGAGGCCCGACAUGGGAGGGCCACCCACUACAGUCGAGGUGGAUAUCCAGCUGAAAAGUAUGGGACCGAUCUCUGAGACGGAUCUGACCUACUCGAUGAACUGCUACUUCCGUCAGUCGUGGGUGGACCAGCGGCUGGCGUUCGAGGACCUCGAGCUGGACGUGCUCAGCCUUAGUGUGUCGACCCUGGAGCGUAUCUGGAAACCGGAUACGUUCUUCUUCAACGGCCGCCGCAGUCGGCUGCACAAGAUCACCACGCCCAACAAGUUUGUCCGCCUGUACCGCACUGGGAAGGUGCUCUACUCGGCCAGAAUGACGAUCCAGGCCAACUGUCCGAUGAACCUGCAGGACUUUCCCAUGGACACCCAAAGAUGUCCACUGCACUUUGGAAGCUUCGGCUACACGGAGCACGACGUGCUCUACCGUUGGACCGAGAGCCGCCGAGAGGUGACCAUCUCCCAGGACCUGGAGCUCUCCCAGUUUGACCUGAUCCGCACGCCGGCCGGCGAGAGGACCGACCACAACACGCGCGGCAACUUCUCACAGCUGUGGGUGAGCUUCCACCUUCGACGUCACAUGGGCAACUUCAUGAUCCAGGUGUACGGGCCGAGCGUUCUGCUGGUGGUGCUGUCGUGGGUCUCCUUUUGGCUCAACCGGGAGGCCACUGCCGACAGAAUCUCACUUGGGGUCACCACGGUGCUCACCAUGACCUUCCUGGGUCUGGAGGCCCGCACCGAUCUGCCCAAGGUGCCCUACUCGACGGCCCUGGACCUCUUCCUCUGGAUAGCCUACGGAUUCAUAUUCGCUAGCAUUGUACAGUUUGCAUUUGUGCACUUUUUCACGAAGUACGGCUACGGCGAGGUGUACUUUCCUCAGCCACAGUCGUCCUCGGAGGAUUCAGACGAUGAGUCCUCAGAGUCUGAGGAAGAGGUGCCUGAGGAGUCUCCCAAUGAGCGGACGGCUCUGUACUCGGACCACAGCCCUCUCACCGUCUCCGACCCGUCUCCGCACGGGCCCGCCCUCUACAUCGACCUGAGCCCCCAGCGGGCGCUGCCCCGACCUCCGCCCUGCCACCUGGCGGCGACAGUGCUGCCGCCCAGCGGCCGGCGGAGGAAGCUCGGCCCACGGCGGCGGCGCCGGCAGCGAAGACCUCGACCGGACUCUCCGGCGACGGGCUCAAUGCCGACUCAGUUCAACUCUGUGUCAAAGAUAGACCGCAGUAGUCGGGUGCUGUUUCCGGCUGUGUUUCUAGCGGUGAACACGGUGUACUGGUAUGCGUACCUCAGUCACAGCGGUAGACUGCAGGUGGUUGAAGCGCUGGAGAGGAGUGGUGAGGUCACUGGACCGCGCUGAGGGGUGGAGGGGGAGGCUCUAACUCUGAGGCCGGAGAGAUGGUUGAGGUGGUUGUGGGGGAGGUGCUACUUUGUUCAUGUUUGACCCGCGACCACGCUGGGGAGAAGACAGAAAGAAGGUCGGGACUCCGGAUGAUUUUCCUUGAGCUUGAAAAUGGUACAACACAAAAAGGUUGCAUACUCGAGCAUCGAAGCGAACGAUAAGUUUCAGCAGUUCAUCAUUCAUCCCUAGUAACAUUGAAAUUAGUGACCAAUAACUUAUCCUUUUGCCCGUAUGCUUGUUCAAUGAACAUAUGAGGCUUCUUAGUGUGUUAGCUCUACCAAGGUUCAAUGAGGAAGCGGUGUACUAAAGGUACAAAUGGAACCAUAGUAUGGAGGUCUAAAUAAAACCCCAGUCUACUUCAGUUAGCUGGGAUCCUGACGAAGGACACAUCCUUCUCCACCCGCAUAUAUCCAUCCCUUUCCCAGUCAACCGGUGACUCACUGAGGCCCGGAGGCGAAGCAGUGAGAUGAAUUACUGUUGAUAGGCGAGUUCUCUGGGUCCCUUUGAUAAGAUAGUGUAUCAUGUUUGCGCCUGUGUGGCCCGGUCAGUGCAAUGCUGCAUGAAAUCCCUGUUAUGCAAUGCCAGUUGUUGACAAUAAAGUCUGCGAAAUGAA
This is a messenger RNA of Amphibalanus amphitrite, 2141 nucleotides long. Its product is annotated as gamma-aminobutyric acid receptor alpha-like. Gene Ontology annotation, biological process: nervous system process; signal transduction; chemical synaptic transmission. Gene Ontology annotation, cellular component: membrane; synapse; neuron projection. The record is from RefSeq and is a predicted model, not a curated record. Bases 14 to 1486 code for a protein of 490 amino acids. The transcript is spliced from 10 exons. Gene Ontology annotation, molecular function: extracellular ligand-gated monoatomic ion channel activity; neurotransmitter receptor activity; GABA-A receptor activity. NCBI's taxonomy places the organism in Eukaryota, Metazoa, Arthropoda, Thecostraca, Balanomorpha, Balanidae.